UACAUUGGAGUACGCUAUGGCGGCCGUGACGAGAUAUUUGCCGUCUGCGUGCGAGUCGCGAGAGUGAAUGAUCUUGUUGUGUACGGGGCUCGUGAGCGCGGGUCGCGAGUCACGAGUAGCGAGCAGCGAGUCGCGAGUAGCGAUCCGCGAUUCGGCAAUUCGGCAAUUCGGCAAUUCGGCUGGGAAGACAGCGCGCGCGCGCUCGUGCACAUAUCCGCCGUGGCCGAUCCGUGAGUUUCUCUCGUGAGCCGGGCUAGGGCGACCUGGGGUGACCUGGGACGGCCGGAGGCGCCGUGCGAGGCAAACGAUACUAACACCAUACGCGCAUCACGGCGACUGACGACUGACGAGAGUGACGAGAGUGACGAGUGACCGAGUGACGACGACGACGACGACGACGACAAGACAAGCCGUCGGAGCGGCCCCGAUGCGGGUCGCGCGCGCUCCUCUCAGGGCAAAUGAUGACUUCGAUGCUGCCCAGCUUUAACCCGCCUAUCGUCAAGCGGCUGCUGGGCUGGAAGAAGGCCGAGAGCGAGGACAAAUGGAGCGAGAAGGCCGUUAAGAGCCUGGUGAAGAAGCUCAAGAAGUCCGCGGGCCUCGACGAGCUCGAGAAGGCCAUCACGACGCAGAGCUGCAACACCAAGUGCAUUACUAUACCAAGGCCUAGCCCGGGCGGUGUCGGCGAUAACGGCGUUCAAGGUGUUCGCGGCAAGGGUCUGCCGCACGUGAUUUACUGCCGACUCUGGCGUUGGCCGGACCUACAGUCGCAUCACGAGCUCAGGGCGAUCGAGCACUGCGAGUACGCCUUCACCCAGAAGCGCGACGAGGUCUGCGUGAAUCCUUACCAUUAUCAACGAAUACAAACGCCAGGUACGCGAGGGCAGACAGUUUUGCCAGCCAUUCUCGUACCGCGGCACAACCUAGCUAGCGACGAGAACACCGUCCUCUACAACACCUCCCUCGAGGAGCUCAGCGUCAGCGUGCCGGAAAACACGAACUUCCACGCGACGUUGAAUCACCAGCACAAUCAACAGCAGGGGAUACCGCACUCCCCGCAACAACAACAGCAGCAACAACCAAAUAAUCCGUACCAAGGAAUGCAGAGCAUGCAGGCAACGAGUCCGGCAAGCGUCGGGAGCUUGGGAAGCGUACAGGGCUCGCCUCAUCCCGCUCCAGGAUCCAUGGAUCCGCCGGCAGAUACACCGCCACCGGGCUACAUCAGCGAGGAUGGCGACAAUAUGGACCACAACGAUAACAUGUCCCUGUCACGCUUGUCACCCAGUCCUGUAGACGCGCAGCCGGUUAUGUAUUGCGAGCCCGCGUUUUGGUGUUCAAUUAGUUACUACGAGCUAAAUACGAGAGUGGGCGAGACGUUUCACGCGUCGCAGCCGAGUAUAACCGUGGAUGGUUUCACCGAUCCAAGCAACUCGGAGCGCUUCUGCCUCGGGUUGCUGUCCAAUGUAAAUCGCAACACGGUAGUCGAGCAAACCAGGCGACAUAUCGGCAAAGGUGUCAGGUUGUACUACAUCGGUGGUGAAGUGUUCGCCGAAUGUCUAUCCGAUUCGAGUAUCUUCGUACAAAGUCCGAAUUGCAAUCAGCGCUAUGGCUGGCAUCCGGCUACCGUUUGCAAAAUACCGCCAGGAUGCAAUCUGAAGAUCUUCAACAACCAGGAAUUCGCGGCGUUGCUGUCGCAGUCGGUGUCGCAGGGUUUCGAAGCAGUGUAUCAGCUGACGCGUAUGUGUACGAUCCGAAUGAGCUUCGUGAAGGGCUGGGGCGCGGAAUAUCGCCGGCAGACAGUCACCUCAACUCCCUGCUGGAUCGAGCUACAUUUAAACGGACCGUUGCAGUGGCUCGACAGAGUACUCACGCAAAUGGGCUCGCCUCGCCUACCCUGUUCCUCGAUGUCCUAAGUCUUUGCAACCUCCAUCCGUUCGUUCAUGAGAGAAGAACACGUAAGAGAAUACCCUUCGUGUGCUAUCGUCGUCGAUUCAUCGAUCCAUUCGUUUCUUCUAUUCGUUUCAUCGCAUACGGUACGUGAAAGUUGAAUCCGUUGUUCAGAUUUUCCUCGAACGAACGCUGCUUAGUGACGCGUGUAA
This is a messenger RNA of Trachymyrmex septentrionalis, 2096 nucleotides long. RefSeq names its product mothers against decapentaplegic homolog 3 (gene Smox). The transcript is spliced from 6 exons. Bases 459 to 1910 code for a protein of 483 amino acids. The record is from RefSeq and is a predicted model, not a curated record. Lineage: Eukaryota; Metazoa; Arthropoda; Insecta; Hymenoptera; Formicidae. Gene Ontology annotation, cellular component: heteromeric SMAD protein complex. Gene Ontology annotation, biological process: BMP signaling pathway; regulation of transcription by RNA polymerase II; SMAD protein signal transduction. Gene Ontology annotation, molecular function: RNA polymerase II cis-regulatory region sequence-specific DNA binding; DNA-binding transcription factor activity, RNA polymerase II-specific; I-SMAD binding.